CUCCAGGUUUUAGUAAUAGAACAGAAGAAUAAUGAUGGAACUUGGCCAAGGCAAACAUCUCAAACAAAAUCCAGCACUGCCACCAGCAGAAAUUUAUCUACCUCUCCAAAAUCCUCGACUAGCUGCAACUCCUACUCGUCCUUGUCCUCCCCUUCUACAGUCUCUAAUGGUGAGAGCAACAACUCCAGCAACUCCAGCUACAUAUUAAACAGCUCCAGCUCCACCAGGGGGUCAAGUGGUUAUGGAUCUUCACACAACAGUUCUUAUUAUUAUAGGGAAUCUCAUGCACCAAGCCAAGCAGGACUUUGUGGCCUAAGUAAUCUUGGUAAUACGUGCUUCAUGAAUUCAGCAUUGCAGUGUUUGAGUAAUACUGGUCCAUUGACUGAUUACUUCCUACAAGGAAAGUACGAAGAAGAACUGAAUCGGGAAAAUCCUUUGGGAAUGAGGGGAGAAAUUGCUGAAGCCUAUGCUGAGCUCAUCAAACAGAUGUGGUCAGGGAGAAGCUCUUAUGUGGCACCUCGGAUGUUUAAAACCCAGGUUGGGUGUUUUGCUCCCCAGUUUUCAGGAUACCAGCAACAGGAUUCUCAAGAGCUACUUGCAUUUCUUUUAGAUGGCUUGCAUGAAGAUUUAAAUCGUGUGAAGAAAAAGCCCUACUUAGAACUUAAAGAUGCCAAUGGGAGGGAAGAUGAGGUAGUGGCUAAAGAAGCAUGGGAAAAUCACAGGUUAAGAAACAACUCCAUCAUUGUGGACAUCUUCCAUGGGCUUUUUAAAUCCACUCUAGUUUGUCCUCAGUGUUCAAAAAUUUCUGUAACAUUUGACCCUUUCUGUUACUUAACUCUUCCAUUACCUAUGAAGAAGGACCGCACGAUGGAAAUCUUUCUUGUGCGGGCAGACUCAUCUAGGCCAACCCAGUACAGAAUAAUUGUUCCAAAGAUGGGUGCAAUUUCUGACCUGUGUACAGCCCUCUCUCAAAUCUCGGGAGUAGCUGCAGAAAAGAUGGUGGUUGCUGACGUUUAUAAUCAUCGGUUCCACAAAACAUAUCGACAAGAUGAAGCCUUAAACCACAUUAUGGACCGAGAUGAUAUCUUUAUUUAUGAGGUUCCAGGUGCGAGAGAGGAAGACUCUGAAAAUUCAAAAUGCAUCAGCCUCCCAAUUUAUUUCCGUGAGAAAAGGAUGCGAUCCUCAAGUGCACCUGUUGGCACCAUUCUCUUUGGUCAGCCUCUCUUGGUCUCUGUUCCCAGGGAUAAUGUUACAGUGGAUAGCCUGUAUGAACUAGUCCUUUCACGAAUUUCCCGUUACGUGAAAGUGUGUAAGGAAACAUAUGAAAGCUAUAGCUCUGGAACUCGGAACAUAGACAAUGGCUUGUCCAGUGAGCCAAAUGGUAUUAAUGAUGAAGGUGAGGAGGAGAUGGAUCUUCAAACUGUAGUUGGAGAUAAUGAAGAAAAUAGUUCUGAAUCUGAAAACGGCCAGUCUGAUGGCUCUGCAGCUGAUGACAAUGAUAAGAUGGAAAAUGGGCCCACCAAACGCACCACCAAAGCAAAUAAACAGAAGUGUACAAAGAAGCUAUUCAGUUUCAGCAUGGUGAAUGCCUAUGGCACCUCGGAUUUCAGCUCCGUUGCAGAAGAUGGGACAUUUCUCAAAUUAAACUCACAUUCCACAAUUGCUAUAGACUGGGAUCCUGAAAUCAAAAUGAUGUACUAUGAUGAUCAAGAAGCUGAGGCAUAUGAAAAGCAUGAAUCUAUGUCACAACCUCAAAAGAAAAGAAGCUCAGUUGCGUUGAGAGAAUGUAUAGAUUUGUUUACAACAAUGGAGACCUUGGGAGAGCAUGAUCUUUGGUACUGCCCCACUUGUAAAAAGCACCAGCAGGCCACUAAAAAGUUUGAUUUGUGGUCACUACCAAAGAUUCUCGUCGUACAUCUGAAGCGUUUCUCAUAUAAUAGGUAUUGGAGAGAUAAACUUGACACUCUAGUAGAGUUUCCUAUAAGAGAUUUGAACAUGUCUGAGUUUGUCUACAAUCCCAAACCUGGCCCUUGCAUCUAUGACCUUGUUGCAGUCACUAACCACUACGGAGGAAUGGGAGGAGGCCAUUAUACUGCAUAUGCUAAAAAUAAAAUUGAUGGACAAUGGUAUUACUUUGAUGACAGUAGUGUAUCAGGAGCAUCUGAAGAUCAGAUUGUGACAAAAGCAGCUUAUGUUCUUUUCUACCAACGUAGAGACUCUAAUAGCCAGUACAACAGUUCACCUGCUUCCUUGAGUACUCCUGAAGAGAAUGGUGAGAAUAGAAAAAAUGAAGAUGAUAAAAUGGAUACCAACUAAGAUGAAACUGCAUGAUUUUAGCAACAAGAAAUUAGAUCAACUGUUUUUGGACUGUGUUGCUCUACCAUCAGCACCAGCUGUCUUCAGGGUCAGGACAAGAAACCUCUUGAUAACAGCAACUUUUUAAAAACAAAAUUGAUCAAAUCUGAAUGAAUGGGUGAGCAAAAAUAACAUGCUCUCUUUCAGAAUCUACUGAUUUCUGAUGCAAUUGAUGGAUGUCAGUACUGUAAAAUAAACUGCUUUGGAAAUUAAGUGAGUUUUUUUUCUCAUCAGCUAUUUAAGAUAGGGAUUUUGGUUUGGUUUGUUUUUGAAAAGGGUUGCAGUUUUCCCCCCUUCCUUCCCACAUUAAUUUUCUGCCCAAUUUGAAAUUUUAAGUUAUGUCACAGAACUUGCAUUGCCUGUAUUGUUUCCUCUUAUUGGUAUAAUGGUAUUUCUUUGCAUGAAUGACACCUUGCAUCUUAACCUGGAAAUCUUGCAUUAUAAAUUUGUAGCAGAGCACUGGUUUAUAUGUGGUUUGGCUACUGUGACUCGGAUAAUAAAAUUUGUAAUAUUAUAUUGUAUUAUAGGCGGCACAGGAACAGAGGUUUCCAAACCCCAGGUGCGAUACUGAUCCAAACCAGCAUAACCUUGCUGGUAUGUAUUGUAAUGUAAAUUUCACAUCAGUUUCUUCUAGUCUUUUUGCUCAAACUGGCACUUUGUAAGUGGCUGGUUUUAAUACAUAUCUCUACAUAAAUAAAGACUGCUGAUUGGAGCUGUGA
This is a messenger RNA of Rhincodon typus (whale shark), 3074 nucleotides long. RefSeq names its product ubiquitin specific peptidase 4 (proto-oncogene) (gene usp4). The record is from RefSeq and is a predicted model, not a curated record. Gene Ontology annotation, molecular function: cysteine-type deubiquitinase activity. Bases 340 to 2316 code for a protein of 658 amino acids. Gene Ontology annotation, biological process: protein deubiquitination. The transcript has 17 exons. NCBI's taxonomy places the organism in Eukaryota, Metazoa, Chordata, Chondrichthyes, Orectolobiformes, Rhincodontidae.